AUGACUGGGACCCAGUACAUCUGGAUCUUGAACGGAAUUUCCCUCAUGCUGGUGUCUGGAGCUCUGGCAGGUUAUCUUCUCCAGAAUGUGGCACUGAACCAAAUAGCCAUCCAGUCCUCACAAAACGGCUCCUUGGGCGCUGCUAGCAAUGCAGUGGAUGGGGAUAGAAACCCGAGUUUGCAAAACGGCUCUUGCACACUCACCGACGAAGAAUCAGAUCCCUGGUGGAGAGUGGACCUGCAGGACGUGUACAGUAUCACCGCUGUGAUGAUCACCAACAGAGAUGAAUACGAAAACAAUGUGAACGGAUCGGAAAUCUGGAUUUCAAAGUCAGCGGACGCCAACGACACCAGAGGCGUUAGGUGUGCGGUGAUAUCCAGCAUCCCGAGAGGGCGCACACUCUACUUUUCUUGUAGGGCCACAGAGGGACGCUACGUCACCGUGUUUCUUCCAGGAAAUGAAAAGAUACUGAGUCUUUGCGAAGUUGAAGUGUACUUUGCAAACUACACACACCCUUUAUCCAACGUGGCUCUCAAAGGUGAUGCCACCCAGUCGUCAACGCUGUCAUUCGCUGCUGCCUUCAAAGCCAUUGAUGGCAGACGGAACUCGUACUAUAGCAAUGGGUUCUGUAGCCACACCAUUGAAGGUGAGACUGAUCCCUGGUGGAGGGUGGACCUGCAACAGACAUUUGUCAUCAGGUCAGUAAAAAUCACAAACAGAGGAGACUGCUGUGCCGAAAGACUGGAUGGAGCCGAGAUCCGAAUAGGGAACUCGCUUACCAACAAUGGAAACACCAACCCAAGAUGUGCUACAAUCUCCCACAUCAGAGCGGGUAAAACCUACACAUUCCAGUGUGAUGGAGGCAGCAUCGAGGGUCGCUAUGUGAACGUGAUCAUUCCCGGACAGAAUAAGACGCUCACCCUGUGCGAAGUGGAAGUUUAUGGUACCCCAGCAGGUAUACAGAUCAAGCUUGACUCUCGCAAAACAACAACAUCCCGAUACUGAUUCACAGCUGUUCGUUCUUUUUGUCCCUUUCAGUGUACAUCCUUAAAAACAUGGCCUUAUACAGACACAAAGCGCAGUCAUCGUACUGUUCU
Mugil cephalus (flathead mullet) is the source of this 1097-nucleotide messenger RNA. RefSeq lists its product as uncharacterized. The coding region runs from base 1 to 1005 and encodes 334 amino acids. NCBI's taxonomy places the organism in Eukaryota, Metazoa, Chordata, Actinopteri, Mugiliformes, Mugilidae. The transcript is spliced from 6 exons. The record is from RefSeq and is a predicted model, not a curated record.